Trifolium pratense (red clover) is the source of this 660-nucleotide messenger RNA. RefSeq names its product zinc finger protein 2-like. NCBI's taxonomy places the organism in Eukaryota, Viridiplantae, Streptophyta, Magnoliopsida, Fabales, Fabaceae. Gene Ontology annotation, biological process: negative regulation of abscisic acid-activated signaling pathway. Bases 1 to 660 code for a protein of 219 amino acids. The record is from RefSeq and is a predicted model, not a curated record. The transcript has a single exon.
AUGUGCAACACUGAUCAUGACCCUAACAAGGGGAAAGAGAAAGUGAAUGAAGAACCAAUAGUCACUUUCAAGACUAUAGGGAUUCAGAACAAUGAGAACAAGCGAAAGGCGAUCGUUCUAGUUGAAUCUGAAACAAACAAUUUAAAAAGUCCUACAAAUGCUGAUGCUGGUGAAGAAUCAUCUAAUUCAUCAAAAGAAAUUUCCCCAUUUCUUCUUUUUGGAUUCAUUAUUGAUCCUAAUAAGAGAAUUAGACAUGGUUACUCAUGCAAUUUUUGUAGCCGAAAAUUCAUUAAUCCACAAGCAUUAGGUGGUCAUCAAAAUUGCCACAAAUUGGAGAGAAGACUCAAAAAAAGGGCUGAAGAUAUUAACAAAAAUUGGAUAAAUUACUUAAAUGGUACUCAACGGAUGGUAAGUCAGAACACCAUCAUUCCAUACCAUGGCGGGUAUGGAUAUCCAUAUAAUGGUUAUGACAAUAUGAUUCAGCUUUCAGCAUCAUCAAAUUUUCAUGCAGGAAAUUUGCUUGAAGUUAUCAAUGAGGCUGACCAAGGCAUUAUGAACCCACAAAUUACUAUGCCUGGAGGUGCUGAUGGUGAUAAUCAAGAAGACAAAGAUAAUCAAGAGGAGGAAGAAUCGAAGAUUGAUUUGACCCUUAAGCUUUGA